AUGGAAAGUAAAAAUCUUAGUAAUAAAUUUAAUAAAAAUCAAAUUACAUAACUUUUAAAUGAAACUCUGCCUGUAUAUAUGCAAUUUGAAUUAAAGUAUAACAGAAAGCCAGUUACGGUAGGUACUAAUUUCACAUUUGACAAAGUAAACUAAAAAAUCUAGUAACGAUUUCCUACCAUUAAAAUUAAAGUAGACUUGAUUACUUAAAAAAAGUUGGAUAAAAUUUAUGAAGGAAUAGUUGAAAUAAUAAAAUCAGGUAAAGAAACUGCUAUGAUAUUUAAAAAUGUCGUUGAUGUUGAAUUUGUUAAAAUCUAUUUUCAUCCUUAUGAUUUAAAGGAAGCUAGCCUGAUUCAGACAAAAAAUAAUAUAAAUAUAAUAAUGCUUGUUUUCAAUUAAGAAUGA
Messenger RNA from Tetrahymena thermophila SB210, 402 nucleotides. RefSeq lists its product as hypothetical. The record is from RefSeq and is a predicted model, not a curated record. NCBI's taxonomy places the organism in Eukaryota, Ciliophora, Oligohymenophorea, Hymenostomatida, Tetrahymenidae. The transcript has a single exon.